This is a messenger RNA of Mauremys mutica (yellowpond turtle), 2916 nucleotides long. RefSeq names its product von Willebrand factor A domain-containing protein 7-like. The record is from RefSeq and is a predicted model, not a curated record. NCBI's taxonomy places the organism in Eukaryota, Metazoa, Chordata, Testudines, Geoemydidae. The coding region runs from base 1 to 2916 and encodes 971 amino acids. The transcript has 15 exons.
AUGGCGCGUUCCCCGGCCCGGCCCUGGGGCCCCCUGUGGGUCCUGCCCCUGCUGCUCCUGGCGCCCCACGGGGCCCUCGGCUUCUUCCCCAACUUCUGGUCGCGGGCCAUGGCCCUGGCCUGGGGCUCCGCCACCCACCAGGACCUGACGGAGGACGCGCUGCUCAACGCCACCCUGGAGCUUCUCCGGGACCUGCCGCCCCCCCGCGGCCGGCGCCCCGCCUGGGAGCAGCUCCAGGGCCGGCCCCUGCUGGCGGACGAGGUGUUCGCGGCGUAUUACGGCCCCGGGGCGUCGGCCCGGCGGUUCCGCGCGGCGCUGGCGGAGGUGGCCAACGCCAACGCGGCCCUGGACUUCCAGCCGGCGGCGCGGGACGACCCGGUGCUGCACUUCGACGGCGAGUUGCUGCGGCCGGCGGCCGCCUCCCUCCUGCGCGCCCGGCGCGAGGUGCUGCAGGCCCUGGGCGCCGAGCUCUACCCCCUGGCCCGCCGGCGCCUCGGCCAGCUGCUCCACUCGCUGCAGGAUUUCUACAGCCACAGUAACUGGGUCGAACUGGGCCACCGCGGGAUCCACCCGGACCUGCUCCAACCCGGCCGUGAGCUGGGCUCCAUCGCCGGAGCCGAUGUCCCGACCUGCCGCUCCUGCACCGGCUGGACCUGCGAGGGGAACCUCCUGGGCUCGCUCCGGCAGCGCGGGCUGCUGACCAGCGGCUAUUUCGGCUCCGAGCCGGGGAAACCGCCCGGGAAGUGCAGCCACGGGGGGCAGCUCGACAGCAGCCGCCUGCGGGACCCCCAAGGGGGGAUAAACAAGGACAGUUCGUCCCCCCUCUUCUCCCCCCACCACUAUCUGCACGGCCCGGCGGCCGGCCUGGCCCGCGAGGCCUCGGCCCGGUUCCUGCGCGACCUGCGGCGGGACCUGGCCCACGACAAGCGAUUCAUGAGGCUGCUGGACGCCAGCCCCGGCGUGGGGCUCAGCUUGGUGCUGGACACCACGGGCAGCAUGGGCGAGGAGAUCGGCGCCGCCCGGCUCCAGGCCCGCGACAUCCUCACCCGCCGGCUGGGGGGGCCCGAGGAGCCCGACUCCUACCUGCUGGUCCCCUUCCACGACCCCGGCUUCGGGCCCGUGCACAAGACGAGCGACGCCGACGAGUUCCUGAGGGUCCUGAAUUCGAUCAGCCCCCUGGGCGGGGGUGACGAGCCUGAGAUGUGUCUGUCGGCGCUGCAGCUGGCCCUGCUGCACUCGCCCCCCAUGUCUGAGAUCUUCGUCUUCACGGACGCCUCGGCGAAGGACGCCCACCUCCGGAGCAGCGUGGAGGCCCUGAUCCAGGAGCGCAGGUGCAAGGUGACUUUCCUGAUCACGGAGGACCCCUCCAGGACGCGGGUGAGGCGGGAGGUGCUGGCCCCUGACCGCUUUGACCUGUAUGUGGACCUGGCCCGCAGCUCCGGCGGCCAGAUCAUCUUCACCGACAACGCCAACAUCCGGCAGGUGGCGGGCGUCAUCGGCGAGACCACUUCUUCCUCGGUGACCCUGUUCCAGUACCAGAGAGGGGGCAGCUCGGGCCCCGGGGGGCUGGGCCGGAGGGGGCGGAGGAAACGGGCCGCCUGGGAGAGCCACCGCUUCUGGAUCGACAGCCGGGUGGACGGGGCCAUCGUGACCGUCCAGGGGGCCGUCGGCACCUUCCGGCUCCGGGACCCCAGCGGUGAGUCCAGGGGGAGACGCCCCCACCCGAUCGGGGGCAGGGAUCCGCGUGUCCCGGCCUCUGCCCACCUGCCCCUUCGCCCCACAGGGACCUCCCAGAGCUCGGACGCCGCCAGCGGCCCCCUGGGCACCGGCCGGCGAUUCGGGACUUUCCACCGGCUCGAGCUCUCGCCCCGGCCGCCCGUCGGCCUCUGGACCCUGGAGGUGCAGGCGCAGGGCAACUACUCGGUGCACGUGCGAGGCAACAGCUCGCUGGAUUUCCUGUCUUACUUCGCUGUCCCGGCCAAGGGGCCCCACCCAGGACUCUUCAAGCUGGACAGUCGCCCGGUGAGAGGGCUGCCGCUGUGGCUGGUCCUGGCCGUGACGGGGCUGACCCGGCCGGGCGGGGGCUCGGUCCGGAUGGAGGCGGUGGAGCUGGUGGACCCCCUCACGGGCCGGCGGCUGGGCGGGGAGCUGCCGCUCCAGGAAGUGGCCAAGGGGACGGGGCUUUACGCCGCCGCCCUGCCCCCGGCCCUGCCCCGGGGGGGCUUCGCGCUGAUCCUGCGAGGGUCCGACAGCCGGGGCCGGCGCGUGGAGAGACCAGCCCCCCAGGUCACCUCGGCCGUGGGGUUCCUGCUGCAGCUGAGCAGCGCCGGGCCCCUGUUCCCGGGGCAGACGGGCACCGUCGCCUGGUGGGUCUGGAACCCCGAGGAGCCCCAGGAGCUGGGCCUGGCCGUGAGCAGCGACCCCGGCUACCCCGUCAGCACCUCCAGCCCACGGCUGCAGCUGGGCAGGAACCAGACGGCGACGGGCGUCAUCUUGCUGCAGGUGCCUGGCAGCGCCCCCCCCGGGUCGGCUGUCACCGUCACCCUCCGCGCCGACCCCCUUUCCCCGGCCGGGGACGCCAACUUCGCCUUCAUCCAGCUCCUGGUGCUGCACCAGCCACCGGAAGUGAUGUCAUCGGGAGGCUCCCAGAUGACAGGAAGCCAGGAGUGUGACAUCAUGGGGUGGUUGUGUCAGGCUGUGUGUGUGUCCAUAAGAAAGGCCGUGACCUCGGAGGGUGGGGCAGGGUUGGACUUGACUAUGAAACAACCACACGGGUUGGAGGAAGAAGGGACAGGAAGUGAAGAAAUCAGUGACAUCAUCAGAAAAAGCAAGGAGGAGGAAGUGACGCCUACAGGCUCUGAAGAGGAAGUGAUGUCAGCAGAAUCUGACGAUGAUGUAAUACCAUCAGGAGCGUGA